Chelonoidis abingdonii (Abingdon island giant tortoise) is the source of this 8022-nucleotide messenger RNA. The record is from RefSeq and is a predicted model, not a curated record. NCBI's taxonomy places the organism in Eukaryota, Metazoa, Chordata, Testudines, Testudinidae.
GGGCUCGGUAAAGGGGGGGCGGGAUCCUCUGCUCCGGUCCCUUCCCCUGUGCUCUCCGCAGGGCUCAGCCAGACCUAUGGGCGCUUCCCCCUGAGCCGGUGGCGCCUCCGCCCCGACUCCCCUCCAACCGGGCCGCAGCGCUCGCAGCUCCGGGGUUUGCCCCCAGCUUCGCCGCUGACUCGUUGCCUGGUCCUGGUCGUCCCCCCUCGGCAAUUGGGGCUGCUGCCUCCAGCACGGUGCAGCCGCAGGAGGGGACCAGACUUCCCUAAGGUCUGGAAAGCCUGUGGGAGCCUGCGAGGGAAAGCGCUGCACAAGUGCAAGGCGCUGUUCGGACUAAUGCUUUGUGCCUCGCACCCAGGCCGGGGUUCCAUCUCCUGAGGGUGUCAUAGACCAUCUCCCGCGGCUGAGUGGGGGAGUAAAGCAAAGCAGGGCAGCAGCCAUGUAAUCUCUUAAGAACAGCACCCUCUUGCAAGUGUUCUGAAGAUCGUACUUCUUCUCAGCAUGUCCCUGAAUGAGAAUUUUUUGCUGUUGAUAACUGGAAGGGUGCUUGGAGUUUCCUAACUCCUUUGUUUCUUCUAUCAAAAGCCCACUAUCUUCUCAAAGCCUUUCUCUGUUACUUUAGAUACUAUACCUUAUUUGUGUCAAAAUGCUGCGAUAUUGGGGUGAGAUUCCAGUGUCGACCAGUCAGGCCAACCGUAGCUCCUUUGAUUUACUUCAGCGUGAGUUUCGCACUGUGGAAGUUCAAGAUCCUCCAUUACAUCAGCCUUCUGCAAACAAGCCCAGGCCACCCACCAUGCUGGACAUCCCCUCAGAGCCCUGUAGCCUCACCAUUCACACCAUUCAGCUCAUCCAACACAACAGACGGCUGCGCAGCCUCAUUGCCAUGGCUCAGGUGCAGAACCAGCAGCAAAUGGAGGGCAUAAAGACGGACGAGAAUGAGCCUCUGCCAUCCUGUCCUGCCUCCCCACCCCUCCCUGAUGACCUGCUUCCUCUGGAUAGUAAAACCCCCAAAAUGCCAUUUCAGCUAAGGCACAGUGAUCCAGAGAGUGACUUUUAUAGAGGGAAAGGGGAACCAGUAACUGAGCUGAGUUGGACCUCCUGCCGGCAGCUUCUCUACCAGUCCAUGGCCACCAUCCUGGCCCAUGCGGGGUUCGAGUGUGCCAAUGAGAGUGUCCUGGAGACCCUGACAGACAUUGCUCAUGAGUACUGCUUGAAGUUCACCAAGCUGCUACGCUUCACUGUGGAUCGAGAAGCUCGACUUGGGCAGACGCCUUUCCCAGACGUAAUGGAACAAGUGUUCCAUGAAGUGGGCAUUGGCAGCGUGCUCUCUCUGCAGAAGUUCUGGCAGCACCGCAUUAAGGAUUAUCACAGCUACAUGCUGCAGGUUAGCAAACAGCUCUCCGAAGAGUACGAGAAGAUUGUCAACCCUGAAAAGGCAGCAGAAGACACAAAACCUGUGAAGAUUAAGGAGGAGCCAGUCAGUGAUAUCACCUUUCCCAUAAGUGAGGAGCUGGAGGGAGAUCUGGCAUCUGGUGACCAGUCUUUGCCUGUGGGAGUCCUUGGAACUCAGAGUGAGCGUUUUUCUGCCAAUCUGGAAGUAGAGGCGUCCCCACAGGCUACAGUAACCUUCCAGUGCUGUGUUCCAGUUGACUAAUAAACAUGACAGUUUUGACAACGCUAUUUGGGUGUUACUGCAAAUGCUUGGUGAGGUGCGUUAAUCCCUGAAGAGUAUACAAGUCUCUUCCAGGAGCCUGGCUCAGUUGGACUCUCUGAAAAGAGCUCACGGCCUGAAACAGGAGUGGUGGAGCCCUAGAGUUUCAGGCUAAGGAGGUGGUGAGGCUGUGUCGCCUACCCUGUGCAGGAAGACUGAGACCCUUGGAGGUCUGGCACGUUCCUAGAGACUGCUCCAAAGCUGGGGGCAAAGCACUGAUCUGCAGCUCAGAUUUGUUGCUGUGUUUUUUGUUGUUUUGCAGUAUAGAUGUAUCCUAAGUGGCUUGUCCUCUGAAUCUAUGAUCAGUAACACAGAAGAUGCAGUGAACUAAAUAGAUCUACGAGGGCCUGCUGAAGGACAAAACACGUUACCUAUCACCACAAGGAAUAUCAACACAGGGGGCUUAACCUCCUCCCCAAAAGUUACAAGUAACUCUAUUCAAGUCAAAGGGAAAAGAAGGCCCCAUUAACACAGGUACAUAUUGCAGAUGCUUUCUAGUGUUUAGGUUUUGCGUGAAACUAUGCCAUAUGCUCUGUACAUUUUGCUAUGUCCACUGCAUCCCACUUGUCACCAGAGCCUGUUAUUGUUUGCCAAAAGUAAAUCAAAUUAGUUUGCAACCUAUUAUUCUUGUGUAUGCCCCAGGAGCUGAGUAUGUAACUCUUCAGGCCAAGAACCUGAUUGUUUCUUCUAGUGUUUUACGUGGUUCCAAGGUAAAAUGAACAGCCCUGCAACUUCCUGGCUUUACCCUCCCUACUCUGCACCCUCUUUUGGUGAUAUUUAAGGGAGGCUUUAAUCUCGGAUAUAUAUUGGAAAGUGUUUGCACCUCGAGCUGCUGUUAAAAAUUAUUAAAGUGGGGAAGGGACUAAAAAGAGAGAGCAUGCAGGAAGGAGACAUAAUAAAAAUAGUUUCUUCUAGGCAACAGAAAAACAAAAUUCAGCUCCCCCCCCCCCCCGAUCCUGAUGCAUCAAUGAAAGGCUGUUAGGAAGGCACUACAAUUAGACUCCAAUAUCUCUGUCUGUCAUCAUCAUAUCCUGGUGCCAAAUAUUGAUGCAAAUAUCAUUUAAAGCAGCCAGAGGAACUCAGGCCUUUUCUUCUAUUUCGAUGACUGACAAUAUGUCUGCUACAUAGGGUGGCUGGCCAGGAAAGUUGUCAGAAAGUGGCAUAUCCUUUGCACUUAAAGAUACCACAGUGGAAAGGUUAGUGCUGAGCACUCAUAAGGUUUGAUCCUGCAGAACAGUUAAAUACAUGCUUGACUAUAAGCAUGUGAGCAGUCUUAUUUACUUCAGUUAUGCACAUGCUUUGAGUUAAGCAUACACUUAAGGGCAUUUCUGGAUCAGCACAAUAUAACCCAGUGAUAGGUACAUUAGAAAUACUUAUUGUGACUGAUUAGAUAGCAGGAAUUUCAAUACUUGUCUCUGGACACCAGAAUGCCUCUAACUUGGCAGGAUUUCACUGCUAUCUGAAUGAUUUUAUAUGUCACUGCUCUGACAGCACACAUCAUUUCUUCAUACACAAAUGUCCACAUCACUGAGCCCUCACUGCCAUCAUUAACAUUAAUUGGCUCCCUUGCAGGCAGCCUCCUAGUGUAACCAAGGAGUGAAUGGAGACUGACUGGCCCUCUCCCCUCAGAGCAGCAUUGAGAGACACUGUUGAGGCAGCCAGUGUGUGUAGGUUAGCUUACACUGUUCAUACUGAACCUGUUUUCUCUGGAUACAGAGAGGGUUUCAAUAAUCAGAGCUAUCAGUCUGGCUAGUUUUCACCAGCACAGACUCUGCACACACAAACAUAAAAAAAAAAAAGUGUUAAGCAUUUGUAAUAUUUACUUGGAGUGAUAUUAUUCAGCCACUACAUGGCUGUGUGCACUGUAUAGCAUAGCAGGCAAACUAUGGUCCCUGGUAAACAAGACAGAUAAAGCUGGAAUGUGAGCUGAGUGGAAGCCUGUUUGAUGGACUUUAUGUAGUAGCUGUUUAUUAAAGAAAACACUUCACAUUUAAGAUGUCCUGUGAUUUUUAUGCAUCAUGUUAGGGAGUGGAAAGGAAAAAGUUAUCAACUUCUUGCCACAGUGAAAUAAGUUAAUUUUUUAAGAGAGUUUUUAUUUUAUUCAAACUCACUUCAGAGUCUCUAGUGAGAAAUCUCUGAUUGCCAUUCCCCAUGGGUAUUCUCCCUCUUUAGCAUUUCACCCAGGUGAUCUUUAAACACAAUUUCAGUGGGGGUCAAUGCUACUUUCAGAAAUUAAAUAAAAGAGUUGCCCUCUGUCUCAUGGAAAGAUUAUUCUAUUUGCUAACAGGAAAUGCCCAUUCCUGAACUUAAUGAGAGAGAUGGGAAGGGAGAAAGGAAGACACUUGGUUCAUACCAAUAAUCUUUCAUCCAGAAAAACUGGAUUCCACUAUGUUAGCUUACUUGUUAGUAUUUUUUAUAUAUGAGAGAGAGAGAGCGCGCGAACGUGCAUGCCUUGAAUGCAUCUUUAAAGAGUGUGAAAAUGAGAUUGUGGAGAAGGUAGUGGCAGUGUCUUGAUUUCAUUUCAAGGAUGCUGUGAAGGGAAAAGCACAAAGAAAACUCUCAACAAAAAGGAAAUGCUGUUUCCCUGGUUCUCUUCAACCAUAGUGGGAUUACUCAAGAAAAUAAAAAUGCCCAAGAGGCAGAGAAAUUAUUUCAGAUAUUUUCAGAGUCAGUUCCCAUGCGCUGGCUUCUAUAUUUCCUUUUGAUCUUGUCAGUUUCAGGGCUUUUUCCUUUCUGCGUGGGGUGUGUGUGAAUUGUGACAUCCUCUUUGCUCUCUUCCAUCCCGUUUAAGGUCUCUGCUUGGUUUCCAAGCAAGGUGCAUACAAGUUUAUUAUCUAGCACAAAGCAAUAUCAAUAUUCCAUACUGACCUCUUCAGCUUAUACUGCGGUCUCCUUCGAGCUUUGUUUUCAUAAGUGAAUGGAAUGCUACUGAAAGUUGCUGGAAGAGGAGCUCUGACAAUUGAAAUCCUCUGUUCAUCUCCAGAGCAAGUACUGCACAGACAGCAGCAGGUAUGUAGAAUGGAUGCCAUCUCGGCCAAUAGUGGGGCUUGAACUGGGGACGCUCCAGAGCUAAAAGCAUGAAUGGCUCUGCAACCUGGGCUAAAGAGCCAGCUUCUGUAACAGGUCCGUAUUCUCUCUGUAUGAGGCACUUAAGGGGCGGGAGUGGUCACACAUAAUACAGAAUGGCCCGUGGGUAACAUUUCCCCUGGACAGAGGAAGCUAAUUCCGAGCAUCUGAGUUCCACAGCAUUUGAAAUCCCAGAUGGGCCCCAACUUAAGUGAUGGCUGUUAUCUUAGUCAUAACCUAGAGGGAAGAUAAGUCAGUGUCACAUUCAGUCCUUGGCUUCUCUGCAGAGCCUGCUGAACAGGGGUCCACAGGGAGAGUUGUGCUUUAGUGAUGUUGAUGCUGUUACAGUUACCAAGCUAACUGCACCUUUGACUCCUCCUGUUCUCAUUAAGCAGAUUCCUCCCCCACCCACCCAUAUUCAGGUCUUAGACCUUGAGCCAUUACCUCUGUCUGAGUGACAGGCCUGUAUAUCAACUGUGAUUACCUCAGCAGGUCUGACUGCCCCUGCGAUUUUGUUGUCUCUGGGACCAGUGACACUCCAGUGGGUACCACUCAUGACAGAGGUACCCAGUGACCAGACAGCCUUCCUAAAGCAAACUGUUAUUUAUUACAACAAAAGACACAGAAAAAGAGCUCUUAAAAUAAGAAAACAGACUGUCUGCUUGUCUGGCUUACCGGCUAUCUAACCAUCUUCCCAGGGGAGACCCUGGUUUUAUAACUUCCUAUGGACUCUGCAAAGUCACGUUCUGCCUGGGUGACAAUCUCUUCCCAUAACACUCAAGCCAGUACACUUCCUCCCUGCUUUGAGGGAGGAGGGAAGCAUGUCUUUAUAUCUUGGCCAGUCCUCUUACACCCCCUCUUCACAGGAAUCAAGUCACUUUUUAACUGUUUAUAGCUAUUUGAUUUGAUAACUCCCAGCUCUGGCAAGGCAAUGCUGGCGACUUGUUUGAGGGAAGGUAGGAUCCUUAAAGCUAGUAGCUUUUACUAUGGUCUUCCAGUGUGUGUCUGGAUGUUCAUAUCUGGGGAGCCACUGUGUCACCAUUCUGCACAGUCCCCUCUGAAUUAAAGGAUCAUAGGCAUAUAAAAACCAUGUCACUACCUCCAAUAGGGGUUAUACAGUCUAUCUUAAUAACAAGGUUACAUAUCAAGACUUAGAUUUUCACAUAGAAGCCCAGUGACCAUGUCAGAUGCUUACCCGCUAGGAAAGGGGUUGAGAAGAAGAUUGGAUUUAGAACUUAGUUGAGGUCCCAGUGAAGUAAUUUUUCUGGCACAGUGACCCCAUUCAUUCAGUCUCAAGUAGCUAGUAAAAACUAGACUGGCCAAACACAGAGAAUACUGCAAAGGACUAGCCAGCUUGCUUCUAGAAAGGGGCUAACAGGCAGCCAGUGUGCUCCAGUAGGGCAGGCUGGGAGUUAGAAGCACUGCAUUAUUUUUCUGGCUCUGCCACUGAUUUACUUAGUGUAACCUUGGGCAAGUCACUUAAGUGCUCUAUGUCUCAGUGUCCUUAGCUGUAAAAUGGGGGCUAAAAGAUACUGCCCUUUGUCUGUGAAGUGCUUUGAGAAAUACAGAUGACAAUGGUGAAGUAUAAUUAACAGAACCUUUCCAUUGCUCAUUUCUAUGAUUCUUCUUUCCCACACCAAUAAAUCCUCAUUCUCUACACUCCCUCCUUCUUGUCUCUGUUCUGCUGUGUGUUUUAUACUAUGCUCCAGCACCAUCAUAUCUGAGCACCUCCACUUACUGUCUCCUUCCCUGUGGUCAGGAGGAGAUCGUGGAUAAUCUUUUUUCUCUUGUCCCCUCCCCCACAUGAUGUGAUCAGGCCUUUAUUCCAAGUGGCCCAGCAGGGAAUCCAUAUAUUGUCACUCUGUUAGCUCUGCUUAAGCAGCCGCCACAGUCCCAUGCAGAAUCCAGGACAAUGCUGAGAGCUAGACAUACCCUACAAACCAGGCCCUGUAAUUUUCCUGUGCUUAUGGGUUUUGUAGGUCCUUAAAGCCAGAGCUGGCAGGAAGACUCCUUCUCUGGCUAGAAAGAGGAAAAGAUAGCUGGGCUGGGAUGCAUUGCACUGGCAUGUGAGAGUUGUAAUACGUAUUACAAUUGUUCAUUUGCUGCAAAGCAGGUGUUAGCUUGAAAAAAAACCAAAAAAAAAAACCACGCUGCAUUCUGCAUUGUUUGUUCCUCGCUUAAAAUGAUCUGGGCCCCUGUGGGCAUGUGUUGCCUUAAUAUUCUGGGGCUGAGAAGUACCACAUUUUCAUAAUGAAAGCUGUUGUCGGAAAGCAAUUCCAAUCUCAGAUAAAAAGAGAAGAUUACACUUGCCACUUGAGUUAAGGUAUUAGAACAACUGAUUUUAUUUGUUUUCAUUUAAUUUUCCCCGUCAGCUGCUGCUGAACCUCUGUACGACGUUCUUUGGAGAUGUUAAUUGUAUUCUGCAUGUCUGGAUCCUCCUAAGAAAUGACAAACACUUUCGUUCACAAAUUAGAUGUCUCUUUUCAUUUAAACACCAAUAAGGGAAGCUAAUUUAGAAAUGUUGGGGCCAGCAAGGGCCCUGGCUUAUGAUGGAAACUGACAGAUAGAUGUGGAGCAGUACACUCCAUGCUGGAAAUGCAGAUCUGGGAGAUAUUCAUUUAAUGUUGCCCCCAGCUGGCACACCAAUGAAAAAAAGACGCUCCAUUCAUUCCUGCCUGCAUAGCAAUAUAACAUAGUAAUAGAGAUAACUACCUUUAAGUUAAUUUUAAAAGGAUACAAUCAAGUAAUGUAAGCCCAGCAUUUAAGGGGCCAAGUACUGCAGCCUGCUGAAGAAGCUCCCUGGAACUCCAGUGGAUGAUUUGCCAGAGUAAAGAUUGCAGGGUUUAUUCUAUGGUUUGGCAAAUAAAUAAAUGAAAGGGGGGAGGAGGAGGUGGAGCAGGCUUUGUAUAAACCGAACUCAAAUAGAAAUAUUUUCUUGCGAAGGGAAGAUUUAGCACUACAGAUUCAGCAGAAUGGGUGGGGUGGAUUGUGAAUUGCUACAUGGAAACCAGAAAGUGACACUCGCUUGAAAGUGAAACUGACUGGUCUUGUUUCACUAGGUCCACAUUGAGUGAAAGGCUAAUUAAAACUCACAGAAAGGGGAAAGAACAGAAGGUCUUUUAACCCACAUCAGAGGGCUACUUUUGUAACCUACAGAAUGUCCAGACUACUGAGCAGGACUUUAGAACAACCAGAGAAGAGUUUGUACCUGAGAGGUAGCCGUGUUAGUCUGACAAAGUGGGUAU